Jaculus jaculus (lesser Egyptian jerboa) is the source of this 2434-nucleotide messenger RNA. It is a transcript of the gene Nptx2, whose product is annotated as neuronal pentraxin 2. Lineage: Eukaryota; Metazoa; Chordata; Mammalia; Rodentia; Dipodidae. The transcript has 5 exons. The record is from RefSeq and is a predicted model, not a curated record. The coding region runs from base 1 to 1296 and encodes 431 amino acids.
AUGCUGGCGCUGCUCGCCGCGGGCUUGGCGCUCGCCGUGGCCGCCGCCCGAGCCCAGGACGACCCGGUGCCCGGCAGUCGCUUCGUGUGCACCGCGCUGCCCCCGGAGGCGGUGCGCGCCGGCUGCUCGCUGCCCGCUGUGCCCAUGCAGGGCGGCGGCGGAGCGCCGAGCCCCGAGGAGGAGCUGCGGGCCGCCGUGCUGCAGCUCCGCGAGACCGUCGUGCAGCAGAAGGAGACGCUGGGCGCGCAGCGCGAGGCCAUCCGCGAGCUCACCGGCAAGCUGGCGCGCUGCGAGGGGCUGGCGGGCGGCAAGGCGCGGGGCGCGGGCAAGGACACCAUGGGCGACCUGCCGCGGGACCCCGGCCACGUCGUGGAGCAGCUCAGCCGCUCGUUGCAGACCCUCAAGGACCGUCUGGAGAGCCUGGAGGUCCAGCUGCGCACGAACGCGUCCAGUGCUGGGCUGCCAAGUGACUUUCGAGAGGUGCUCCAGCAGAGGCUGGGGGAGCUGGAGCGGCAGCUGCUGCGCAAGGUGGCUGAGCUGGAGGACGAGAAAUCCCUGCUGCACAAUGAGACCUCAGCUCACCGGCAGAAGACCGAGAGCGCCCUAAACGCCUUGCUGCAGAGGGUGACAGAGCUGGAGCGGGGCAACAGUGCGUUCAAGUCGCCAGACGCCUUCAAAGUGUCCCUCCCGCUCCGCACAAACUACCUGUAUGGCAAGGUGAAGAAGACGCUGCCUGAGCUGUACGCCUUCACCAUCUGCCUGUGGCUCCGUUCCAGUGCCUCGCCGGGCAUUGGCACCCCGUUCUCCUAUGCUGUGCCUGGCCAGGCCAAUGAGAUUGUGCUGAUAGAGUGGGGUAACAACCCCAUUGAGCUGCUCAUCAAUGACAAGGUCGCACAGCUGCCCCUGUUUGUCAGCGACGGCAAGUGGCACCACAUCUGUAUUACCUGGACAACACGGGAUGGCAUGUGGGAAGCGUUCCAGGAUGGAGAGAAGAUUGGUACUGGGGAGAACCUGGCCCCGUGGCACCCCAUCAAGCCAGGGGGUGUGAUCAUCCUGGGGCAGGAGCAGGACACUGUAGGGGGCAGGUUUGACGCCACGCAGGCAUUUGUUGGAGAGCUGAGCCAGUUCAACAUAUGGGACCGCGUCCUCCGGGCACAAGAAAUUAUCAACAUUGCCAACUGCUCCACAAAUAUGCCUGGCAACAUCAUCCCUUGGGUGGACAACAAUGUGGACGUGUAUGGAGGGGCCUCCAAGUGGCCCGUGGAGACAUGUGAAGAGCGCCUCCUGGACUUGUAGCCACCUUCUUCCUGUCUAGAAGGCCAGGGUCAGGCUCUCCCGACUGGGAGUUCAAGGCCACCUAGUGUCCCAGUUAAACAGAGGGGCCCAAGGGCCACUCCCUGGAAACCUUUUAAGACUGAGGCUGUGUGGUGGCCUUUUUUUUUGUCAUGGGCGUAUCUGUUCCUUCCCAAGGUUCUGUUUAUUUUUGGGGGGGUGUAGUGCCAGAGUUCCCCAGGAAAUAAAUCUGAGCCAUGUCCUUCCAGGGGUGGGGUCCAGCCCCUGAGUCCCUUGUCCAGACCCUGUAAAUGCUAGCACAGCCCCUCCUGCCCGCCCUCUUGGAUCUGUGGUGUCCUGUGUGCGCCUUCUGUUUGCUCCCGUGAAUGGCCGUGCCGCCGUCCCCUUGGGGUGGCCGUGUCCCUUGUGUAUUGAGCACGUCCCCGCAGUCUUGAGCAAGCCCCCGUCUGCAGGAGGGGCUCCCUUUGUGUCCUGUACACUGUGGUCUGGCCUUGCUGUCUGAAGAGGCACAGCUCAGCUGUCCAGACAAGCCCCCAGCUUCCCCAGAACUGGGGACCCCAAGUGGAGAAGGGCCCGACCGCCGGUCCCCACCACUCUGCUGCCCCUUCCUGGGACCCGGGCUGCGGCGGGGCCAUUGCUUGGCCAGCUCCGAAAGCUGCUCUUCUCACCUGGUGCCAAGGUUCUGCAACAUCCAGUGUGGUUGGGGGAUUGAUUUAUUUUCUCCCACAAAACUCAACUAUUAGAAGCCUCCUUUUUUUUUUUUUUAUGCUCAGCCCCUGUGAGGAGUGAGACUAUGAGACUAUCCUUAAUCUACGUUGGUUCCUGUGAGCAUCUGACUGACCCCCGUUGAGUAUUUCCCCCCAGAACUUUUGGGAAAAAUGGAUGUCAUUUGGCUAAUAACUUGCUUAAGUGACUCCAAGCUGCUUCAUACAUUGUAACUUAUUUUAAAGAGAAAGCGACUUUAAGUGGGGAAGUUUAUAAAACUAUAUUAUAUAUUUUAUUUUCAUACCUGUUUGAAGCGCAUAUCCAUGGACGUUCCAUUCGUACCAUUCAUAGGACUGAGUUGACAUGCCCAAACUGACCUUUAUGCCACAAGAGCUCUUGUGAUGAUGGAAUUUUGAUUAAAGUGUACCGGAAGACA